AUGUGUCUAAGGAUCCAUAAAUGCAACUCCUUUGCGCAACCGAGAUUUGGAUCGACAGCGAUUAGCGAAAAGGCUAUUCGUUGCACAAGAUUUCAACACUGUGAACAAAAAAGAAGGCACAAAGUGCAAUUUUCAGUCGGUGAUUUCGUACUGAUGCACCGGGACUCUCAGAUGCACAUAAGCAAGAGCGACUAUGAGUUUCUUGAUCCUUAUGAGGUGGUUAAGUGCUUGGAAAAUGGACGUUAUGAGAUUAAGAAGGUUGGAACGACCAUCAUAACAAAGGCAGCUAAGGAACAGCUAAGAUCAUGGCCUGUACAGUGGUCCUCCAAUGUUGAUAUGGGAGAUAUACUUGAGCUUUAG
Molecule: messenger RNA, 360 nt
Organism: Acanthoscelides obtectus
Lineage: Eukaryota; Metazoa; Arthropoda; Insecta; Coleoptera; Chrysomelidae
Source: the annotation of a GenBank genome assembly